This is a messenger RNA of Populus euphratica (Euphrates poplar), 898 nucleotides long. RefSeq names its product dof zinc finger protein DOF3.5-like. Gene Ontology annotation, biological process: regulation of DNA-templated transcription. The record is from RefSeq and is a predicted model, not a curated record. Bases 50 to 898 code for a protein of 282 amino acids. Gene Ontology annotation, molecular function: DNA binding; DNA-binding transcription factor activity. NCBI's taxonomy places the organism in Eukaryota, Viridiplantae, Streptophyta, Magnoliopsida, Malpighiales, Salicaceae. The transcript has a single exon.
GCGGUCAGGCAGUUUUAUUACAAGCCUAUGAAGUUUGAAGCGAUCUGGUAUGGAGACAGGAUGGAAGGGAAAUUCUGAGAUAUCACCAAGUUGUCCUCGGUGUGGUUCCUCAAAUACUAAAUUUUGUUACUACAACAACUACAGCUUAACUCAACCGAGAUACUUUUGCAAGGGUUGUAGAAGGUAUUGGACUAAAGGAGGAUCCCUACGAAAUGUGCCUGUAGGUGGCGGGUGCAGGAAGAAUAGAAGAGGAAAGUCAGUGAGGCUAUCUUCUAAUGACCACUCUACGAGUUUCGGUUGUGAAGGCUUGCCUAAUAACUCUAUUAGGCAUCCACAUAGCCAUAAAGGAAAUGCCUCCAUAGAGUCCUCUAGCUCGCCAAUGUUUCCUGAUGGUUCUCAUAUUGAUCUUGCACUUGUUUAUGCAAAGUUCCUGAAUCCACAGCAAGAUUCCAAGAGUGGUUAUGAAGAGCCAGAAUUUACCAGUGAGUUUGAUCCCUCUCUAAUAUUCACUAACAUCUCGAACACAAGUUUGGAACCAAGUUCUCAGUUGUCAGAAGAAAAUGGUCUUGCUGGAUGCCUCACUAUCUCCGACUUCUCGACGAAAGCUCCUUUGAAAGACAAUGACCACUUGAUGUACUACUAUAGUUUAGACUCAGCACACAAGCAUCAAGAUCACCAAGAUAGGACUCAACAAUGUACAGGUAAUGAUACAAGCAGCUUCAACUUGCCACCGUUGCCAGGGCAAGACACAGCCUCUCAAGAGAUACUUUGGUCGAAUUCUCACCUGAUGGGAAAUCAUAACCUGGAAAUGUCUCAACAGCCAGUGCUUGGGCCUGAGACUCAAGAUCCUAAUCUAUUGUUCCCUGGAAAUGUCUCAACAGCCAGUGCUUGGACCUGA